This is a messenger RNA of Anopheles coluzzii, 1002 nucleotides long. Its product is annotated as protein goliath-like. Bases 141 to 467 code for a protein of 108 amino acids. Gene Ontology annotation, biological process: protein ubiquitination. Gene Ontology annotation, molecular function: ubiquitin protein ligase activity. The record is from RefSeq and is a predicted model, not a curated record. The transcript is spliced from 2 exons. NCBI's taxonomy places the organism in Eukaryota, Metazoa, Arthropoda, Insecta, Diptera, Culicidae.
GCUGGCGGAUGUAUUUCGCAUCUUCCGAUUGAUUUGUGUUGUUGAUGUUACGAAAGUAGUGAAGGGAUUUUGGUCAAAACAAAAUAUUUACUCUCUUCGCUGCCCGCCCGCAUAAAGCUGACGAGUUCGCACUACCGAUCAUGGUGCUCCCACAGAUCUUAACAUUUGCGACGUCGUUAAGCAUCGUAGCGCUUGCCGCAAUUGGUUUGAUCUACUAUUUCGAGAAUCAUACGGAACAACGUCGAGCGCACACCAGUAGACCAGGCAAUAAUGGUGCGGGACAACGUUCGGAUUUUACGGGCAGAUAUAAUCCUCAGGAUGAAGACAUCUACUGCACCAUUUGUCUGGAGGAAAUAAGGCCCACCAGCCGAUGGACGCUCCCUUGCCGACACUCGUUUCAUCUGGAUUGUCUCGACAAGUGGAUGGUCAAUAAGCAGGAAUGUCCCAACUGUCGAAAGCAAAUCUAACCUAAACCGGCCGUCGAUUUUUCUCAUCCCUCCUGGAUGGAGGUCCUAGGGUAGCGUGCUAUACACACUAUUGCUGAUUAGGCUAAUUGGUAGAAUAAUAGUUGUACAUGUUUUUAGAAGAAUGUUUGAGUCGAAUAUCAGAAUAAUGCCUUAUGAAUGGAGACGGAAGGACAAUCCAUUUCUUUCCUUUUUUCGUUUACGGCAGCGCCCGUUUGAUAUGUUUAGCUUUAGAUGGAGACUGUUCUUAACGAGAUAGCAAUACUACCAAUCAAUUCCCAUACAAUACCAAUCCUUUGCUAAUUCGAUUCAAAGCAAUCUAUCGGAAUUAACCAUACUUGCUACUGACGUUCCGGAACAGAAUUCGUUUGGGCGAAAGCCAUACAAACAUAAAAGUGAUACAGCAUGGUUACAUUUCCGAACAAAAGAGCAAUUCUCUUGAUCUUGAAUGUAAUAGCGAGAGUUAUACUUGUUUUUCGAAAGCUUCUGUAAGUAAUACGUCAAUAAAAAAUAUUAGACCAGGAAGAGGAAAACAGAA